GGUGACCACGGUCAAGAAGGUCCCGAGCAGAGCAGGCAGCCGUAGGCCCUCAGUUUCCCCAUCUGUAAAAUGGGGGAGUUGGGCUAGAUGACCUCCCAGGCAGCUCCCACGUGUAUGUUGGCCCCGCCCCCAGAGGUGGGGGUGGGGCUUCGCUGUGGACCUUCCCGCGACCCGUAGCUGCGCCCGCGCAGUAGAGCCCAGGUGUCUGACGGCUUGCCAUCGCCAUGGAACCUGAUGGGACUUACGAGCCGGGUUUCGUGGGAAUCCGCUUCUGCCAGGAAUGUAACAACAUGCUGUACCCCAAGGAGGACAAGGAGAACCGCAUCCUUCUCUACGCGUGUCGCAACUGUGACUACCAGCAGGAAGCCGACAACAGCUGCAUCUACGUGAACAAGAUCACCCACGAGGUGGACGAGCUGACCCAGAUCAUCGCGGACGUGUCGCAGGACCCGACCCUUCCCAGGACCGAGGACCACCCGUGCCAGAAGUGUGGCCACAAGGAGGCAGUGUUCUUCCAGUCCCACAGCGCCCGGGCCGAGGACGCCAUGAGGCUCUACUACGUGUGCACCGCUCCCCACUGCGGCCACCGCUGGACAGAGUGACCCGAGCUCCCCGCCGCCGCCGCACACAGUUUCUUAAUAAAACGUUUUAUUUUUGGCA
Molecule: messenger RNA, 660 nt
Organism: Phascolarctos cinereus (koala)
Lineage: Eukaryota; Metazoa; Chordata; Mammalia; Diprotodontia; Phascolarctidae
Gene: POLR2I
Product: RNA polymerase II subunit I
Biological process (GO): transcription initiation at RNA polymerase II promoter; DNA-templated transcription; transcription-coupled nucleotide-excision repair
Cellular component (GO): RNA polymerase II, core complex
Molecular function (GO): nucleic acid binding; zinc ion binding; DNA-directed RNA polymerase activity
Source: RefSeq, a predicted model, not a curated record